Messenger RNA from Numida meleagris (helmeted guineafowl), 6542 nucleotides. It is a transcript of the gene LAT2, whose product is annotated as linker for activation of T-cells family member 2. The coding region runs from base 5009 to 5674 and encodes 221 amino acids. Gene Ontology annotation, cellular component: plasma membrane. The record is from RefSeq and is a predicted model, not a curated record. The transcript has 14 exons. Lineage: Eukaryota; Metazoa; Chordata; Aves; Galliformes; Numididae. Gene Ontology annotation, biological process: calcium-mediated signaling; B cell receptor signaling pathway; B cell activation.
UAGGAGACAGUGAAGUAGAAGUCAUGUAGAGGAGGAAGCAAGCUCAAGUUUUGUCCUGUGGCUUCAAGUAAUACUGCAAAGGCUGCAGGGCAGAAUUUGGAAGUAUUUUAGCUUGCACUUCCUAGAGCUCUUGGUAACAUUUCCCAGCAGCCCUGUCUGGUAAGGGGCAAAAUGUGUAUGCUUCGGGUUGGAGUAGUGCAUUUUAAUGUGUUGUCUUUGGUAAGGCAAAACAAAUAGAUCAGCUUGCUAUUUUUCUGCCCUGUUUUCCCAGCCUUAUUUGAUUUAUUUCCUGCUGGACAUAAGUGUUAAUGAUGUUGUUGCCCUGUGUCUUUGAAGUGUAUGCAUACUGCAGGGUAAGUUAAAAGCCAUGUGUUUGGGUUGUUGUUUUUUUUAAUUGAAGAAAUGAGCUUUGACCUUCCUACUGGUUUUACUGCUUUCCAUAGCAUGACAUGAUGGGAAGUGUUUCUGUCUUCCAGCUGUUCGGUCUGCUCUGUAUCCUCAAACUUGCUGUCCUGACAGCUUGAGCGCAGGAUCCGAAUCCCUCUGGGCAGUGACCCGCCGAGGCAGGCUGUGCGAGCUCCUGUCUGCCCUGCUGGGUGAUCUCAGCUGUAGGAGAAGGGCUGGCUGGCUGGAGAUGGCGUCCUUCAGCUGCUAACACGAGGCUUGUGCGUAGCUGGUCUUUCAAACGUCGUUCUGGUGGCAAUAAUUUCAUUACUCUGCAUGGUUUAUUUUAUAGAAGUAACGCUGAUUUGUGGGGGGGAGCUCAUCUCUUUCAAGUUCCCUACCCGCUAACCUUUUACUCAAGAGUUUUCUACUAGUGAAAGCAGCCUAAUCCCAGAAUAGUUUCUUUUUUCAAUGGUUCAGAUACGUAAAUUUGCAUCGCCUCGUUUCCGUUGGGUUGUUCUACCUUAUGUCAACAGUUGAAAAAGCUGUUUAAUUUCCAUAUGAUUGGGUUGUUUAAGUUUGGUAAGAGGAAACCAGAUGACUCCCGGCAGCAAAAAGCAGCUCCAGCUGUAGUGCUUCAUUUCACCUGCACCUUAAGGCUUAACCCAGCGUGGGAAAGCCUAGAGCCAGGAGGUUACUGGCAGUAGUAACCAAUGGGAAAUUCACCUUGUGGCUGUUCAUAUUCUCACCAAGUUAUUUCUAGUAGCGGUGUAGCGUUGUUGCUAUUUUUUUUUUCCAAGCUUGAACUUAAAGAGAGCUGUAGUCAGGAAUGCAGUAGAUGGUUUUGGAACUGACAUGGAAUUGGGCAGCUCUGCUUUGCAGCUGCACGAAGAGCUUUGCAUUCCUGCAGUGUGGGUGCAGGUUGAGGAGGCUGCUCUGGUGACUCCAGAAGUGCUGUGGGAGACUGCAGCAGCGAGCAGCGUGCAUCUACCAUGCUGCAAAGCUGUGCUGUCAGCCACCACCAGCAAAUGAGCACAGCUCCCACACCUGGGGGUGGUCCUGAGGGCUGAGCGCUGCCUUUCAGCAGCACCUGGGGGGAGCUGUGCUGUGGUCAUGGGUGCUGUGCUGGUGGCUGAAGGGACGAGUGGAGCAAUGUGCAGGUGAUGGCUGGGGCUGAGUCCAGUGGAGCUGUGCCCUCGGGGUGCCUUGCUUGUCUCUCUGAAGCAUCAGCGAGCUAGUGGAGAUGCUGGUGUGACUGCAGAGCCUGCUGUGCUGACGCCGUCUGGAGUUCUGCUAGGUGUGCUGCAACAAGCUGUGGUUGAGAGUUACAGCCAGGACUCGCCGUCCCAGGGCUGGUUUGAGGAAUGCUGAUGUUUUUACAGCCUGUCCUGUGAGUUCUGUUGUGGUUUCCAUACCAACUUUAGCAUAUAGCCUGCUAGGAGAGCCUGCUACCUGCGGUGAUAGCUGCUGACUUUGUCUUCAGAAAAGAUAAGAAAAUCUUAGAGCAAAUCCUAUGACAUCUUUUUGUAGAAAAGGUUGAAUGGUCAAGCUGGUAAAUCUUGAAAUCUGAGCGCUUUGUCAGAGCACUGUACAUCUCCUGGCUUCUCUUGUCCAUGACUGCUUCCACAGGAGCUCUUUGAAGCCAGAUGUGGACGAGUGGUUUUCUGCCCUGCCAUCAUUCCUGCUCUGUGUGGGGGUGCAUCUCAUGUUACUCGGGCUGGCUUUCAGCACGGGCACGGUCAGUGAGCUUCCAUCCCAGGGCUCUGAGGGGCUGAGGCUGCUGGUACGUGUCCUGGCGUGUUCUAGCACGGGGUCAGUUCGUGCCGUGGCUCUCAGGCAUUCUUCCUGGCUGGGAUUUCUGGGAUGCAGUUCUGUAGCUGACGGUUGUCUUCAGUUUUUAGAAAGGGGAAUUUCCGUGGCUGAAAAGGAAUUUGAUUCCAGCUGAGACUGGAAUGUUCUAAGCUGGUAGAAUCCCUCCCUGUGUAUGCCACUUACCCCACUACCAGACUUCAAGGAAUCGAGUAGAUCUGAAGCAGCAGGAUCUUUUAGUGGGCACCUUUUACAUUUACGUAUUCUGCAAUUUUUUUUUCCUGUUCUUUGUGAUCCCAUCUGCAUAGUGACAUCAAAGCAAGCUGAACACGGGCAUUUAAAGCAGUGUAAUCAUAUUCUUUGACUUUGCUUUCUGAAAUGGUUUAAUCCUGUAGUGACUCUCGAGCCUGGUGCACAUCAGCAAUAGCAAUACCCUGAUGACGAGGCACGUUCUGGGCUAACAGGACAGAUUGUCCUCCCAAAGCCCCACGUGUGCAGCUUGCACCUUCUCUGCUCUUCAGGGGUUGUGCAGGAGCUCUGCUGGUUCCUUGUGGUGUCUGCUCGCUUCAGCACACAGCUUAGCUGGACACAGGGAAUGGGAGGUCAGGCUGCACACGCGGCGUUCCGGUAUGCGUGCAGUGUCACUGUUCUUAGGUCUUAGGCCACGUUCCUCGUGUUGCUGUAGCUGUUUGGGUUACUCAUUCGAAAACAUUUGAGGGUUUCUUGUUCCAUAGCUUUUCCCAUAGCUGAACAACUCUGUUACGUGACUGCCUGCCCCGCUGCGGGCUGAUUUUUGACUUCGGCUUCCCUCGCUUCUGUCCCCUUUGCAGAAAAGUGUGUCCAAGGGCUUUAAGGAUCUUCAGCACUCUCACAGUAACAGCCUGCUCCCCCGUCCGCUCACGCGUUCUUGUGUAAAGCUCUGGAGCACCCCAGGGCUGGUGUCAUUGCUGGGAACAUUGCUGGUUGCCGCCUCGCUGCCCAGUAGGUUUCAGCCAGGUCAGUGUUCAUCGUGGCAGGGAUUUGCUUCCCACUAUGAGAUUGUUUUGUUAUGUCACCGUGCUCCCAAAAUCCGCCUCUUCCUUUGAAAUAAACCAAAAAAUCACUGAGUACCUCUAUAAACCCCUGCGAAACCUGUACUGUAACGACUCUGUACAAUUUGUAUCGCUGUACAAAACUCCAAUAAAAGCAUUCAAACCUUCUAGGUUUUGCGUUCAAAUAUAAGAAUUAUUUUGUCUCCGUGGAUGAACCAAGCAGGAGAAGAAUGGGAAGAAGCUCUGAAGCACCGCAGGGUCACGCAGGAUUAGUCUUUGCAAAUCUGGCUUGGUCAGAUUUCUGGCCGGCACCUGGGGCUCCCAGCUGUGAGCUUCCUUUCCGCGGGGUGGUAGCAGCGUGUGGCUGUGGCUGUCACGGAGCUGCUUUUGGUUGCAGCGCAGUGAGAUGGGGUUUGCAGCGGGGCGUGCAGCUGGGGCAGGGCGGGAGGUGGCACUUCCCCUUUAGCAGAGGAAAUGCUCCUACAGCUGCAGCUUGGAGGAAAGCUGCUGCUUGUCCUUACUGCUGUAGCAGGGCAGAAAACUUCCUCCAAGACGUGAUUUUCGUUAGGGCUGCCAUGGAAAUUUGGCUGAACUCGUGGUUAGAAUGAGGCACGUGCCUACUCUGGUCCCAAAGCUUCCUCCUGGGAGGCGGAUUUCAUUUAAGAGCUGGUCUCUCGCAAUGUUGGUAGCUCACAAAACUUACUGGGUUUGGGGGGAGAGAUCUUGCAGGAGCUUGUAAAACUUUGCUCCGAAUUUUCGGUGCAGGGUGUGUUCCUGCAGAAAGAUGGGGCUUGGAUCAUGCGUUGUUUCCUAAUCAUCCUUUCCCCUGUUCAGCAUUCGUCAUUAGUUGAAGCAAAUGCAGCUGGUCUGUGGUCAGAGCCCACCUCUGUCGGAGCUACUGGCAGCUGCCCCAAGGCAAUGGGACCGUAAGCUGGGCAGGCUCAAAACUGCAUUCCCACAGCCUCUCUGGGGCCCAAGACCUCUCUGCAGCUGAUCAGCUCUGGAUGAAAAAGCAGCAGAAGAAAAGGGUUUGGUUAGCUGGUGAAACUGGCUGAAGGAGUGCAAUGGGAUAGUACCAGGCGUUUGCACGCCGCUGUGCCGCAGCAAUAGCUGUGGGUUUGUUCUCGCAGCGCUGGAUGGGAACAGCUCCGGGUUGCUGUCAGCUCAGCCCUUUGCGGUGACCUGCGGCUGCUCGCUGCCCUUCUGAGCUCUGCCUCCCUCCUGCUCCCAGUGACACCCGGCACAACAGCAGUGAUCCGAGGGCGCUUUGCUGAGAGCGUUAUCGCCGCCCUGGGACGUUCUGGGGGCACCAGCCCAACGUGGCACUCGAGGGCUCCGGCGCCGUGCGUGGCUGUCGCCGCGUGGUUCUUGCCAUCCGAGCCUCUUCCUCUGCCUGCAGCCGAUAAAAACGAACUGCUUCUGCUUCUGCUUCUGUGGGAGGUGAGCUCGUGCGAACCCGGAGAGGGGCUGACCGGCGGCCGGUGGCGGAUGUUGGGGUUAAUGAUUCAGAUGGGGGCAGGAAACCAGAAGCUGGCGAACGAUCCCCGGAGGAGCCGGCUCCAGCGCCCACACGAGGAGAUGGGACAGGAGGGGCCGGGCGGCUGAGGCUGCGGGUAAGGUGGGCCGGGCUGCAGCGCUGCGUGGGCUCCUGCGGAGGCGUGGGGACAGGCCGGUUUUCCCCCCGCUGGCGUUGAGCUCGCGGAUCCCGGGCUGGAUCUCGGCGGCUGCUUUGAUGAGGGCCCGAGGUCCUCCCUGCAAACUCCUUCCCCAAAGCUCCGUGCUGGAUGCUGCUCCCCGCUGCUGCUCGCGACCAUCGCGUGCUGAGCUCCAAGGCUGGACGUGGCCGGGCCAUGGCGCAGCCGGAGCUGCUGUGGGCGGCCGCUGCGCUGAUGCUGCUCGGGGUGGCUGUCAGUGCCUGCGUCAGGUGCCAGCUCUAUGCUACAAAGCGAGGAAAGAAGGACAGCGAUCAGAGGAGUCAGCUGGAACAUCCACAGCGGUUUGAGGUGAUCCGGUCCUGCUCCGCUGUAACCCGAAGGCUGGAACGGACCAAGGAACCCGAAAACUUGGCGAGGAAAGCCCCCGAGGAGCUCAGCACCUCCUGUCACGUUGGCAUUGAGAGCAGUGCUGAGCCCCGCUACCAGAACUUCAUGACAGAGGACUGCCUGCGUGGGGACGCUGCCUACGUGGAGCCUGUCUCACUGGGUUACUACAGCCACGCCAGGUUCUUCUCUCCACCCAAAGACGAGGACUCGCAUUCCUACCAGAAUGUCAUCAUUGGGGUUCCUUGCAGCUCUGAGCUGGAUGAUGCAGAAGACUACGAGAACAGCGCAGCAAUAGAGGUCUGGAAGGUGCAGCAAGCGAAAGCCACGCUGUAUGCAGAGAGCCAGGAUGAGGAGCCAGACUACGUCAACACAGACCCGGUGCUAGACUCCAUCCUGCUGUCAAAGUGAAGUGUUCUGCCUGAAGUCUGAAGAAGCCCUUCCCAAGCCGCAAGAGCCUGCCCAGCCAGCACAUAACACAUCGGGAAAGAGGCACCUUCCAUCCCUCCAUCCCAUCUUCCCUCCAGAUCGUGCCCGAGAUCCCGUGGGACAGGUGUGGCUGAAAGGAAGGGACGCUCUGCGUGAAACCCCACUGACAUCCAACAGCAACCAUGCGACCGGAGGGAGAGCCCUGCCCAAGAGCAAAGCCUGCCCUGCCCAGCAGCACCCAUGGGCACGCUGCGAGCUCCCGGUCCCGUCUCGCUGCCCGGCCUGCCUGCUGCAGGGAGCACAGCUGCUCUGCGCGAUGUUGUCUCCUGCCAAGCGUGAAAUGAUUCUUUAAAUUGCCGAGCAGCAGUGCAGCCAGCUACUUAAUUUGUCGGGCUGACUCACGCACGGCGGUAUUCAAAGGCAGGGAUUAGGUUUCGGUUUAGUUCCUACGCUCUCCUCCAGAAGCUGUUUCCGACAGGAGAAGAACUGGCAAGGCAGAGGUUGCUCUUACAGCAGCAGUGCUCCUCUGGAGCUCAAUGAGAUUCCAAACCAUUACAAGAGCUCAGGGCUAAAGAGGAUUAAGCCCUCAUCCGCAGCUUGUAAUUCACGGUGUCUGUGGCAGUUCUCCUUGUGUUUCCUUAUCUGCUUUACGACGAUACAAAGACACCGCAGCAACUGACAAGGUUCCAUCCACCUCUGUCAGCCUCAGAAACUGCACCACUGGUCGAGAUUUGCCGUUGGAACAUCAGUCCUGAAAUGUAACCCUUGUCUCUUGAGCCCUCGUGCAUAGGUUCGGCACCACCUUAGCACUUAUUUAUUAAAACUGUAAAGCCUCCAAAGAAAAUCCAGG